AUGAUGUCCCAGCACUCAGCCUUGACUAGCCUCUUCGGUGAUGAUCCUUUCUUCAGCCAGGAGCGGCUGCUUUGGCCACUGCAUCGUGAGGGCCUCUCCUCACUGCAGCAAGACUUCUUCAACCGGAGAACCCAGCUGGCUAACAGCCUCUUGAGGGAGCUCCAUGAUGGGCCUCACCUUCUGGGGCUUUGCCAGCUGCCCUUUAUUUCCAAUUCUCUGGCCAGGUAUGUAAAAUGCAACUGCAGAUCUUGUUUGUUUUGUUUUAUGGUGAUCUCAGAUAGUGUAUGGUUUGCUCUAACACAUAUCUGUUAAAGAGACAGCACGGUCGAUGUGAAUUUGAUCCAAGUUGGAUGGUUAAUAGCGACGAUCAGACCUCUAUUUUUCCACCUUAAGCUUUCAUUUAUGUUUUUUGAUCAUACACAUCCCUGACUAUAAAGCACAUUAAGCUGUUUAGCUAAAGAUUGUGUUAGGUAUGCUAAAAUAAGGGCAGAAUUACAAUUCAAGAUUAGAAAAGACUCCAAAUGUCUUGGUGCCAUUACACUCCUAUGUUAAGUCAUGAUGGUCAUUGAGUUAAACAAGUCUGUGAAAGUCUUUGACACAUCAAUGUAGGUCAUGAAUCUGACUCAGAUCUUGUUCCCCUUUCAGACGUGGUAGCUGUGAACAGGAGAGGAGGGCUUCUUGCACAGAACUACAAAAGGAAAACAAAGAUGACCUCUUGGUGACCCUAGAUGCCCGUGGUUAUUCCCCAAAUGACAUCACAGUCAAACUGGAGGGGCGGAGCCUGGCAGUGGUUGCCAUGAAGCAGGCUGGAGCAGAAGAGACCCAGUCCUGCUCCUCCUCUUCCUCCUGUGCUUCCUUCUGCUCCUCUGCCUCAUCAAAGACGGGAUUUGCCCAGAAGAUUGAUCUGCCAGCCCACCUUGAUCUGUCCGGCCUCUCUUGCUCCUUGAUGGAUGAUGGACAGCUCUGUAUCCACGCCCCUGCAGCCAAGCAACAAACCAGCGAGGAGAGCGAAGUGCCGAUUCGUUUCAGGACAUCCCUUGAAUUUCCCAUCACCAAUGACAACACAGAGAAGGAAAGCACGGACUAA
Xyrichtys novacula (pearly razorfish) is the source of this 1087-nucleotide messenger RNA. The record is from the annotation of a GenBank genome assembly. NCBI's taxonomy places the organism in Eukaryota, Metazoa, Chordata, Actinopteri, Labriformes, Labridae.